Molecule: messenger RNA, 2518 nt
Organism: Sebastes umbrosus (honeycomb rockfish)
Lineage: Eukaryota; Metazoa; Chordata; Actinopteri; Perciformes; Sebastidae
Gene: ttll10
Product: tubulin tyrosine ligase-like family, member 10
Exons: 12
Coding region: 306-2450 (714 amino acids)
Biological process (GO): protein modification process
Source: RefSeq, a predicted model, not a curated record
AUUGUUUACACUGGUCUAGUGGGUUUGCUUACUUGCAGUGUGACAGACUACACGGCUGAUUUCAGUGGGCUAAACUGCUGACAGACAUGUGAUUUCACCUCUGUCAAGUCUGUCCUUCAGUCUGUGGUUUUGCUGUUUGUCUAGGUAUGGCCGUUGGACUACAAGGUUGAGCGCACAUGGCAGGAGAAGAACAGGCUGAGUAGGUUUUCAUGGAGUCUGGCUGUCCUUGUGUGUGACGCUGGAGUUGCAGCGUCACUACACACCAUAAAGAGGUUCUCACCAGCGAUCUGCACCAGCACGAGGUCAUGUCUUCUGAGUGCUGGGUGAAGAAGCCCUGCUAUGAAGAUCAGGCGGAGGAGACCGGACUGGAGAAGCAACAAGGGGAAGAAGCAGAGAAGGAGGACGUGGAGGUUCCCUGUGGGGACAACCAGUCUGCAGGAGGCCUGAGACAGGAGGAGCCGGGAGGAACACGGCCUUCGUCAUCUGACCAUAGUGGCGUGCAGGAAGCGAUAUCUGAAGUUAGACUAGAGCGGGUUCAGAGGGAGGAGAGGCAGACUCAGGAAAAGAGAGAGCGGUUUUCCCACAUGACUGUCAACCAGGGAAGCCGGCAUAGAGGUCCAGUAUCAGGUGCAGGCCUGGUGGAGCGUUACCUCCGGAGGUCCUUCCCCAGGGGCUUGUCGACCUGCUCCUACCCAGACAGGGACCGGCAGCAGCAGGCAGAGGAGCCCCGGGGGCCAGGGCCUUUCUACUUCUUCGGAGGAACCAAUGGGGCUGAAAUAGUGAUCAGUUACUGUGAGAGCAGAGGAUGGAAGAGGAUUUACAACAAGCACAGGGAGGAUUUCAAACUCAAGUGGUGUGAGUCCAAAUCACCAGCCAACUACCAUAACUUCAGAGAAGGUGAGCAGCUGGUGUACCAGAUUCCCAACAACAAGGUGCUCACCACUAAGAUCGGCCUCCUCAGCAGUCUGCGGCAGUAUGAGCGAGUCAGCAGCAAAGUCUACCACGGACGACGACUGAGGACUCUUAAAAUGGAGGAGUUUAUUCCCAAUACCUUCCGCAUGGAUGUGAGGGAAGAGAGGGAGGCUUUCUUUGCCCAGCAGGAAGGUGAGAGCGACAAUGAGAGUCCAUUGUGGAUCUGUAAGCCCACGGGUUCGAACCAGGGCAGAGGGAUCUUCCUGCUGAAGAACCAGGAGGACGUAAACGCCUUCAGACUGAAGCUGCAGCAGGACAGCCAGGCCGACAGGAAUAUUCUCCACCGCCAGCCUCAGGCUCGCAUUGUCCAACAUUACAUCCAGAGUCCGCUGCUCCUGAAAGGGAAGAAGUUUGAUGUGCGCUCUUACCUUCUGAUCGCCUGCACUGAACCUUACAUGGUCUUCUUUCGCCACGGAUAUGUGCGACUGACAUGCGGCCUCUACGACCCCAGAUCCAACAACCUCUCUGCCCAUCUGACCAAUCAGUACAUGCAGAAGCAGAACCCCCUGUACAGCCAGCUAAAGGAGGACACUGUGUGGUCCAUGGAGAGCUUCAACACCUACGUCAACGACAGGUUUCGGGUUGCCAAGGGUCUGCCCAGGGACUGGGUGCUGGGCGCCUUCACAAAGCGCAUGCAGCAGAUCAUGACGCAGUGUUUCUUAGCAGUCAAAUCCCAGUUAGACUGCCGACUGGGCUUCUUUGAUUUGUUUGGCUGCGACUUCAUGGUUGACGAGGACUUCAAGGUGUGGCUGUUGGAGAUGAACUGUAAUCCAGCUCUCCAUACGAACUGUGAAGUGCUGAAGGAAGUGAUACCCAGCGCGGUUGUGGAGACGCUGGAUUUAACUCUGGAGAUCUUCAACAAGUGUCGUCUCAAGCAGAGGAUUUUUCCUUUGGCCAGUCAGAGGGAUUUUGUGCUGCUUUACAACAGAGUUUUUCCACCUGAUUCAGUGCUGGCCUGCAGCAAGAACAACACAAACGGGGAAUUCAACCAGAAAAGCACCAAAAAUACUGUACUCAGAAGAUGCAUGUCAGGGACAGAGGACAAAAUUGUGCCCCCAUCACACCUUGUAAGUGGGGAAGGACGGAGUAGUUCAAAGUCUGGCCAGUGUCCCACCACAUCCAUCACCGCCUCACCUCUCCAUCAAAGCUCUCCGUCAGUGCAGGGACCUUCACAUUUACACAGCAAAAGCAUACAGACUGCUGGGAAUAAGAACCCCAGGUCUAGGGUCGAGCUCAAGCUGGGCAAAUGUAGUUUUCAUCGUCAUUCGAAAGCUGCAAAUGAUGUGAAUCACUCGAAGGCACAGCAGAAGACCAGGAUCAUCACGUCGCUGUCGUCACCAAGAAUCACCGUCUGUGGUUCUCCAGAGAUGACGACACCAUUCCCUCCUCAUGCUGGUCCUCCUGUCUGUGGGAACAAACUUGAAGAAGAGCUCAGAGAGGACACAAACUAUGUUUAUGAGAAGAAAGACGAACUGUGAUGCAUUAUUUGCAAAUAGCUGCAAUCUAAAGAGCUUUGUAUAAAAAUAAAGUCUAUCUACAACUCGGA